AUGGCCGCCACACAAGACGACCCUGAUGUUCACCUGGUUGCUGAUGACGAAAUUUCCGAUAGCGAACAGGAUCUUGAGAGCAUUCGCUCAGAGACCACUAGCAUAAAGGACUCUAUCCUUGAGUACAGAAUUGAGAAUGGAAGAUCCUACCAUAAGUACAAGGAUGGGAAUAUGCAACACGAAAUAUGCCUCCUCACAUUCCACGAGAGACUUGGAUUCGCCCCUCCUUGUGACGAAGGUGCAAAAGUCGGCCGCGUUCUUGACCUUGGCACCGGGACCGGCCUCUGGGCUAUUGACUACGGUGACCAACACCCAGAGACGGAGGUGCUAGGCGUCGAUCUGUCUCCCAUCCAGCCACGAGACGUCCCUCCUAAUGUCAAAUUUGAAGUCGACGAUGUCGAGGAGGAAUGGCUGUAUUCUCGGCCCUUUGAUUACAUCCACCUUCGAUUCAUGAACGGGUCUAUUUCAGACUGGAAGAAGAUCAUUCAAAAAGCCUACGAUCAUCUCGUCCCCGGUGGCUAUUUUGAGAUUCAGGAAGGCGAUUUUGUCAUCAAAGCUGACGAUGAUACUUUACCCCCUGAGAAGCCUCUGGCUCAGUUUACUUCCCUCAUUCGAGAAGCUGCAGAGAAGUUUGGGCGCAGAUUCGCUCCUAUCCCCGAGAUGAGGGAGGCCAUGGUCGAUGUUGGGUUCGAGAACGUUGUUCAACAGGAUUUCAAGUGGCCCUCCAACCCAUGGCCGAAAGACGAGCACUACCAGAGAAUCGGCGAAUGGAACUUCCAUAACUUCGUGGAUGCCGCUGAAGCUAUGGCUCUUGCACCUUUGACCCGAGUUCACAAUUGGACGAAGGAGGAGGUUCAAGUCUUUCUUGUGGGUGUUCGUAAGGACAUGAGGGACAAGAAAAUCCACUCGUACAUGCCUAUGUAA
This is a messenger RNA of Colletotrichum acutatum, 924 nucleotides long. Its product is annotated as S-adenosyl-L-methionine-dependent methyltransferase. NCBI's taxonomy places the organism in Eukaryota, Fungi, Ascomycota, Sordariomycetes, Glomerellales, Glomerellaceae. The transcript has 6 exons. Gene Ontology annotation, molecular function: methyltransferase activity. The record is from RefSeq and is a predicted model, not a curated record. The coding region runs from base 1 to 924 and encodes 307 amino acids.